Messenger RNA from Ctenopharyngodon idella (grass carp), 4382 nucleotides. RefSeq names its product zinc finger and BTB domain-containing protein 39. The record is from RefSeq and is a predicted model, not a curated record. Gene Ontology annotation, biological process: regulation of immune system process; negative regulation of transcription by RNA polymerase II; regulation of cytokine production. Gene Ontology annotation, molecular function: protein binding. Lineage: Eukaryota; Metazoa; Chordata; Actinopteri; Cypriniformes; Xenocyprididae. The transcript is spliced from 3 exons. Bases 283 to 2658 code for a protein of 791 amino acids.
UGGGAGGCGCUCCUUCUCAGUUUUCGGUGUUGAAGUCCUAUGGCACAAUGGCCGUGUAUUAAAAAAUAUAGUGAGCUCUUUAGUAGUUUUGGGCAUCACAGACACGUUCUGAAUGAACCGAGUUAUCUAGGUAGGCAGCUUACUAGGUUUUGAAACACCGCCGAUGUCUAUGCAGGGACGACUGUCUGUCUGGGCUAACAGGAUCCGAGUGGUAUUAUUUAUCUCUCGCAACCUAGCAGCACUCUCUGGACCAAAUCCUGGCUUUUGUCAGAAUUGCCAGGCAUGCGGAUCAGGCUGCAGGGCUCUGGCCAUGCGGCCCGUCUCCUCUCCGAGCUCAACCGCUGCCGUCUGUCUCGCCUCCUGUGUGACGUCAUCCUCCAGGUCGGGGGACGUUCCUUCCCGGCUCACCGUGUAGUAUUAGCAUGCUCUUGCACGCACUUUAACAGCCUCUUCUCCAGAGGUUCCCGCAACCAGGAUGGCGUUCCCACCACCUUCUCUUUGGACUUUGUCUCCGCCGCCAAUCUCGAGAAGGUGUUGACUUUUAUCUACACGGGUGAGAUUUUCACAGACUUGAUCAAUGUGGGAGUGCUUUAUGAGUUGGCGGAAAGGCUCGGCGUGAAGGAGUUGGUGAGCGCUUGCCAUGCCACCUUUCCUGACCUGCAGAGCUCCAGCUCUAGAGACCCGGUGGCCGAUGGGGAUACGGAAGGUGAUAUGGCGUCCGCCAACGCAGUGGCUGCGUCCGUUUGCUCAUCCUCUGCAGCAUCCUGCUCCUCGCUGUCUUCUUCAGCCGCACCCACACCUGUAACUCCAUCUCCGGUUUCUCAUGGCAGGAAUGGCAGGUUGAAUCGCUCCCACUUGGCCACCCAGUCGCCUAAAAACGAAGACAUGCAGGUACAUUUGGGUUACAACCAGCAGGUGACCAACAAGCUGAGUCCUUCGGACAGUAACCAUUGUGCAGAUGCUCUUCCUGGCCUUAAUUUGCAGCUCAAGACUGAGCAAGAGGAUGAAGGAGAAAAUGGAGGAAGUAACUCAGUGGACCAGCUUGUUGUUAAUGGUAGCAAAUCAACGUUUGGGUCUCAGGAACCAUGUUCCAUCCCUGAUUCUUCAGCCCAGCUUGGAGGGGAAACCUGCGCCCCUUCGUCGUCCUCCAGUGACCCCUUGGACAGUUUGCAGCUUGGGGCUGUUACAGGACCAAUCAAAGAUUCUGAUUUUUUUGAGGAAGAUCAUGCUAGAAAGAGGCACCGCCUACAGGAGGAGCAUACGGAAAGUGGUGAUCAGUGGCGAGCGCUUUCAGAGGACAUAAUUGAACUGAGCGACGAGGAGGAGCACUUCAUUGUGGAAGAAGAGGACGACGAGGAAUUGAUGUGCAUUGAGAAUGGUGAAAACGGGGCAUCUCUUGGCCAAUUGGCAUCAUCGCAGCCAUGCAAAUCGUGCGGGAUGCUGCUUCCGGUGGAAAACGGCAUCAUACGAACUCAUGCUGAGACGCACCUCUCGGAAACGGGUUCAUGUCUAGUUUGUGGAGCCUCUUUCUCGGAUCGUGCUGCUGGUGUCGCACACGCCCUCACACACGUGGGCAUCUUGCUCUUCUCCUGCGACGUUUGUGAGCACCAGUUCCGGACCGAGUCUGCAUUGAUUCACCAUAGACGUCAGUCAGCAGCCAAAUGCGUCCCUCAAAAUCCAGACCAACUGAACGGAGACUCCCAACGGCAAGGAGGGGAACUGCAGUGCACCAUUUGUGCUAAAUCCAUGGCAAAUGAUUUUAAAGCGGUCAGGGACCAUGUUCAGAGCCACGCAUGCCUGAGAACAUUACGCUGUGGAGUAUGCCAGCUGUCUCAGCCCUCUCGAUGCGCCCUCCUGUGGCACACACUGACACACCUUUUUCCUAUUUACACUUGUCCACAAUGCGCCAACCCCUUCCUAGAGAGUGCACUGCUGGAGAGACACCUGUCUGUACACUCAGAGGAAGGAGCAUCAGCGAAACAGGGCGACGGCAGUCCGGAAACCAGUGGAGAAGGCCAGGCCGAGCUGCGCUGCUUCCUGUGUCCGCAGACCUUCCCCUCAGAAACUGCGUUUCAUUACCAUCUCAGCGUGCAUUCGAACGAGCUCCAGGGCAGCCAGGUAUGGCCAGCCAAACGCAAGGCGGACCAGCUCAUCGAGUACUCCUCAUCCUCCUCCUCACCUUUGGAGGCAAGUGGCUCAGGUAAACCUGGAUUCAACUUGAGUGUGGGAUUCAACCUGCAGGACAAAAUGGCUCACGGGGCCGUCCCGUUUCCAGCUGGACUCGUACUGAAUGGCAACUCCGGUGCUGGCACGGGGCUUAGGGAAAAAUUGUAUCGCUGCCGGUACUGCGGCAAGCAUUUCGCACACUCGGGCGAGUUCACCUACCACCUCCGCAUCCACACAGGUGAGAAGCCCUACCAGUGCAAAGUAUGCCUGCGCUUUUUCCGUGGCCGAUCCACCAUGAUCUGCCACCUAAAGACGCAUUCAGGCGCCCUCAUGUACCGCUGCACUGUCUGCGGACUGUUUUUCUCCACACUUAAAAUGGUUUCUUCGCACAUGGAGCUCCACAAAGACCAGCUGCCGCCCGAUUUCAACAUCGAGGAGACCUUCAUGUAUAACGACCACUCUAAAGAGCCCGUCCCCAACCUGGACACCUGAACAACGUCGCCCUCUGAAUGCUCCGUCACACUGUGUGCCCACGUUUACUUACUCCGUAAGUUGUUGAGGACAAGUGACCGUAGACUUAGAAUGUAAUGAAGUGUUUAAUGUGAUCGUCUUUGUGUUGGUGUCUACAGAAUGAGUCCUAAAGACUAAAACUUUAUUUUAAAAAUGUAGUGCUGAUACUUGACCACUUGAUGGCAAGAGAGACUGAGCAAAGUUACACUGCCAAUCAAAUUUUUGGACACACCUCCUCUUUUUUUUUUUUUUUUUAUCAUUUUUUAAACAGUUUAGAAUAAUAAUAGUCACUAAAGCUAUGGAAUAAAAAAUGAACAUAUCAUAACUAUCUUAUAUUGUAGCUUCUUCAAAUUUUUGCCAAGAAUGUCAUGAAGGUGCAGUGUUUAAACACUAUUAAACACUUUUUGGCUGCUUUUUAUUCACUAUCUGGUCCAACUCGGUCAUUUAAAAUGACAAAUUUUGAAAAAAUUCAUUGAGUUAUUUUUGUCUUUUUCAGCCAUUUAAGUAUAAGCAUUUAGAUCAGAAGGUCUUUAAGAUCACCACAAACAAAUUCAGCCAAAUACGUCCAAACUUUUGUGUUGUAGUGUUUUAAUAACCAAGUCAUUUUAACAGGAUGUUGUUCCAAGUGCUGAUGUGCGAUUACCUCUAUAUACUCUUCCGGCAACUCUAUCACAAUAAGCUAAAGGUCUGUGGUUAUUCUAAGGAAGCACAAAGUAACCUUUGAUCUUACACGACACAAGCGCAAGUUGAAAAUAAACCAAGACUUUGUUUCUAUGUUUUCUGAUAAAUAAAGUAGUGCUCUAGGUCAAGGAUGUAAAUAAAAUGGUCCUUUUUUUAAAAAAUAAAUAAAGGUACUUUUCUUUUACAGAAUAGCUGUUAUUUUUAUAGUCGUGUAGUGUAUCACUUGACGUAGACUAAAUUAGAAAUAGUUAUGAGAUGCAGUAUCAUAUAGUUUGUAUUUUGUGCAUAAAGCAAAACACUUCAAACGUUGUUCAUUCAUUUAAUUAUGAAAAUUAUGAAAAGAGAAGCGAUUCAGACUGAGGUGCUAGUAUAUCAGCCAGUUCAUACGGCAGGGUUCAUCUUCUUCACUCAGCACAUAUCGGAGUAUUUUGUGCAAAUGGUAUUGUCAUGACUAAAAACAAUUCUUUACUGAAAGCUGUGAUGUUCUUCUGUACCAUUUUCCCAGCAGUUCUACGCCUUUUUAUUCAGCACAUUUCUUUCUUACAUUGUUCAUUUAAAUAUAUAUAUUUUUUUGGUCACAUCAAAAUUGAUUUGGCACACCGGUCCAUUCAUAAUUGAUGUCAUUGGUCAAACCACAAAGUAUGUAUUGAAAGCUGCUGGGACAUUGUGGUGGUUAUAGCUUUAUUUACAAUGUACCACAGAAAAAUACUGGCUCAAGAGAAUGGCCUUAUAAAUUACCUAGUUUUAUCACCUUCUUCAAUCAAUCAGUUUUAUUUUUAGGAAGAAAAUGCAUAAUAUCAACCGAUGUUGUGAUUAUAAACCACAGAAAUCUUGAUCCACUCUCUUUGAUGUUGAACAUGUGAUAGGGAAUGUCAUUUAUUUUAUUUUCAACAUGAAACAGUUGCCUUAUAUCACUUCAGUGUUAUUUAUAUAAUUUAUAUAUGUUCAGUGUCACAAUCAUAAAUCUGUUCUCUUUUACUACAGAUGUACUUGUCUUCUGAAUAAAAACGGUACUUACAAAACCA